Musa acuminata AAA Group (dessert banana) is the source of this 1774-nucleotide messenger RNA. Its product is annotated as TOM1-like protein 9. The record is from RefSeq and is a predicted model, not a curated record. Bases 87 to 1589 code for a protein of 500 amino acids. Gene Ontology annotation, molecular function: ubiquitin binding; phosphatidylinositol binding. Gene Ontology annotation, biological process: protein transport to vacuole involved in ubiquitin-dependent protein catabolic process via the multivesicular body sorting pathway. NCBI's taxonomy places the organism in Eukaryota, Viridiplantae, Streptophyta, Magnoliopsida, Zingiberales, Musaceae. The transcript is spliced from 5 exons.
CACUGUUGGUUCUGGUGCUGCAACUUCAGUACUCAAAUUUUGGUUGAUUUCUCAGACUCAAUGAAAUUGAGAAUGCUCGUGGUAUCAUGGAUGUUCUAGCAGAGAUGUUGAAUGCCUUGGAUCCUGUGAACAGAGAGGGUUUGAAACAGGAGGUAUUUGUUGACCUUGUCGGUCAAUGCCGUACCUACAGACAGAGAGUAGUGCAUCUCGUUAACACAACCUCAGAUGAGGAGCUGCUUAGCCAAGGACUUUCCUUGAAUGAUGAUUUGCAGAAUGUGCUAGCAAAGCAUGAUGCUAUUGCUGCAGGUACUGCUGUUCAUGAUGAGAAACAAAAAUCUGCACUUGACCAUGUUGAUGAUUCUUCAGCUAGCAAAGAGUCAGAUCAAAGGUUGUCAACUGCAAGUUCAAGCUCAAGUAACCAGCCGCCUCCUCUUCAGCAAUCACUGCUACAUGGAUCUCCUGCAUCCUGUGAUUCAGCAAUCUCUUCCGCAAAAAUUGAACCCAGUAUGGACCUUAUUAGUGGUGAUGACUACAAUAAACCUGCAACAGAGAAUCUGCUAGCUCUUGUUCCUGCCAGUGAACCACUUACCAAUGUUGCUUCUGAGCAGAACGUCUUAAGGCUUGCAGAAAUGUUUCCUCCUAUCAUAUCUAACAGUAGCAGCACAAAUCCUGCAAACCGUUUUGAUUCGAAUUCUGGAAUUCCUGCACAACAGACAUAUCCUGCUGGAACCAACAUUCAGCUGCAGGUGCACCUAAUACAACAGCCUGCCCUUUUUACUAGUGGAGGCAUCCAAAGCUCAGGAGCACCUCAAUUUGAGCAGGCAAGUCGUGAUCAGGGAGUGCAGCUAACCCACAUGAGCAUUGUGUGGGAUGGUCAACUUUCUCCAGCAUAUAAUCCAGAGGAACAGGCACUAAGUUAUGAUGAUCAAGCUGGUGCACUUCCCCCACCACCAUGGGAGGUGCAACCUGCGCAGAAUGAUUUGCCAGGUUUGCAGCCUCAACCAUUUCAAAUUGAUCAGCUUGGAGACAUGCAUUCCUUGCCAAUACAAACCGGCCAGCUUGAAGGCGCUCAACCUCAACCCUCGCUGGCCGGCCAGCUGGGAAAAAUGCACCCACAGCAUGUACUGGGCACCCUGCUCGAAGGGUUACAACCUCAGCUUGCACAAAGCAGUCAGGUGGUAGGCGUGUAUCCUCCGAUGCAAAACAGCCGGAUGACAGCCAUGCAUCAACAGCAAAUGUUUGGAGGCCGUGUCGCCGAUAUGGGUCAACAGUCCAUGCAGGGAGUUCGGCUGACAGGCUACGGAUUUGGGCAGCAACCAGAUGCUCAAUACUAUGAUCCAAUGAGUUCAACAUACCCUUAUUCUAAUCCAACUGAGCUCUCACAUGGAAUGUAUGGGCUGUCCGUGCAAGAUAAUAGCACAUAUGAAGGUAGUAACAAUUCUUCCUACCAGAUGCCUACCAUAUCCUCAUCUAACCUGCAGCAACUGAACAAGCCAAUGAAGCCUGAGGACAAGCUUUUUGGUGAUCUUGUUAGUAUGGCCAAAACAAGACAAACUAAACCUACUGUCAGCAGGGUCCAGGGUUUGUAAAAUUUAACGAGCAGAACUGUUUUUUCAUGCUGAUUCUGGUGCUUGAUUAUUAUGUAUUUUCUCUUGUCUGCAAAUCUCCAUUUGUAUUUUGUCCUCUUUUUAUCAAUCAUUCACUUCAUUUUGGAGGAUAGAGGUGAUUAAAGAGAUCUGAUGUACAGUGUUGCUUACAUGUUUGAUGAUUCAGA